This is a messenger RNA of Engraulis encrasicolus (European anchovy), 3369 nucleotides long. RefSeq names its product calcium/calmodulin-dependent protein kinase type 1-like. Gene Ontology annotation, molecular function: calmodulin binding; ATP binding; calcium/calmodulin-dependent protein kinase activity. The transcript has 12 exons. The coding region runs from base 527 to 1753 and encodes 408 amino acids. NCBI's taxonomy places the organism in Eukaryota, Metazoa, Chordata, Actinopteri, Clupeiformes, Engraulidae. Gene Ontology annotation, cellular component: intracellular anatomical structure. Gene Ontology annotation, biological process: peptidyl-serine phosphorylation. The record is from RefSeq and is a predicted model, not a curated record.
AUUCUGCCCUGUGUGAAGCAAACAGUAUCUUGAUGACCUUAGCAGCAGACCUGCCGAGUGCCAUUCCACAAGCUACUGUAUAUAGGGCCUAUUUAGCCUGCAGUCACAGUGUACCUUGAACUGGGAUGACCUUUUGGACACAAAGAAUAGUGUUUUUUAUUGCUAUUUUAGAAAUGUGUGUACAAUCACAGCUAUACCUGUAGGCUAUACUGUAUACCUAUAACUACAUAGCUAUUGACCUACUGUAUAGCUACAGUAGGUAAAGUAAGGUUAGAUUGUAGAUAGGUAGAUAUAGUAUAACUUAAACAAAAUUCGAAAGCGGUCUGAUUUGUUUUGCAUUCUCUACUGUUUUUGUGAAGAAUCCUUCUUCCUGAUAGGGGAUCUGGAUUUGCAACAUUCCUUAACCCUUUGUGAUUUCCAUUGGCUACUCCUUAUCAUCCCAUUUCAGAGCUUACACAGCACUAAGUAUUUCUUACUUGAGCCAUCCACUGAUAGGUGUCUUGAGGUUUACUCUGCAGUAUACUGUAUGGACUGUAGCCUUCCUGUAGUUGAUCGCAACAACAGGAAAAUGCCAUUGGGUCAAGAUGGACACUCAUGGAAGAAGAAAACGUGUGACAUCAAGGAGGUGUUUGACUUCAAAGAGGUCCUGGGAACGGGUGCAUUCUCGGAGGUAGUGCUAGCGGAGGAGAAGCGGACCCAGCGGCUGGUGGCCAUCAAGUGCAUCCCUAAGAAGGCUCUGGAGGGGAAGGAGAACAGCAUCGAGAACGAGAUCGCCGUCCUGCACAAGAUUAAGCAUGCCAACAUCGUCUCCCUGGAGGAUAUCUUUGAGAACAAGGCACAUCUCUACCUUGUCAUGCAGCUGGUGUCUGGCGGAGAGCUGUUUGACCGCAUUGUGGCGAAGGGAUUCUACACGGAGAAGGACGCCAGCAAGCUCAUCCAGCAGAUCCUCGACGCGGUCAAGUACCUGCACGACAUGGGCAUUGUGCACCGAGACCUCAAGCCUGAGAACCUGCUGUACUACAGUAUGGACGAGGACUCCAAGAUCAUGAUCAGCGACUUCGGCCUGUCCAAGAUCGAGGGCACCGGCAGUGUCAUGUCCACAGCCUGCGGUACGCCAGGAUACGUAGCUCCUGAGGUUCUGGCCCAGAAACCCUACAGCAAAGCAGUGGACUGCUGGUCCAUCGGAGUGAUUGCAUAUAUACUGCUUUGUGGAUACCCUCCCUUCUACGACGAGAACGACUCCAAGCUGUUUGAGCAGAUCCUGAAGGCGGAGUACGAGUUUGACUCACCGUACUGGGACGACAUCUCAGAGUCAGCGAAAGAUUUCAUCAUCCACCUGAUGGAGAAGGACCCUAGACUCCGGUACACAUGUGACCAGGCUCUCCAGCACCCCUGGAUUGCUGGAGACACAGCUCUGGACAAGAACAUCCACGAGUCUGUGAGCGCCCAGAUCAAGAAGAACUUUGCCAAAAGCAAAUGGAAGCAAGCCUUCAACGUGACGGCGGUGGUGCGGCGCAUGCGUCGGAUGCAGCUGGGUACCAGCCAGGAGGGAGCCAGCCAGACCAACCUGCCCAGCCCCUGCCACGGCCACCUGCUGCUGCCUGAGAGCAGUGAGGUGGAGGAGGUGGAGGAGGAGAGGCAGACAGGUGCCCAGUGUGAGGGGGGCUGUUCGGAGGUGGCCGCUGGUGAGGGUGCAGAACGCGACCCCCUGCAGAACUGCGCCUACCGCUGCCACCCGGCGAGCCGCGUGUAAUAGCAGCGCAGCAUCAGCCGCCACCAAAAAACCCCGCCAAAACCACCUCAGACUAGACUGUCCCUGUUUUGCGCAUCACUGGAGCCCGACACUAAUCCCCAGUCUGGCCAGGAAUAUGGAGUUGUUCCGGCGUCCCGCCACCAGGGCGCGCUGCUGUGUAAAGAAUACAGGGUUGGGGAAAGGAAAAGGGACACAACGGCAAUGCAGCGGGUCACUUCUUUUAGGCCAACAGAAGAGGAGGAGGAGGAGGAGGAGGAGGAGAAGAGAGUUGAGAGAAUGGUCUGAUGAAGAGAGGGUAAGAGGCGGAGGAGAAGAGAAGAGGGAAAGAGUAAGAGGAGGUGAGGUGCUCCUCAAGUGGAUUGCCGAUUACUCUCAUGGAGACGUGGACAGAGAGCGUGGACGUCGCUUCACUCAUCUUUACAACAACAAAAAAACAGUCAUCUGUCUCCGUGUUGAUAUUUCUAUAUGCAGUAUAGUGAUUUUAUCUGGUUUACCCUGUUCCUCCAGAAACCGUUUUGGUUAGCCUUUCUUUCGUUUUAUUUGUUUUUCAACAUGAAUUCUCUGGCUUAGUCCUUAGCAACUCAGUCAGUGGAUAUGUUUUACCUUUCUGUACUGUAUAUGAAGAUGGAGGCAGUGUUGGAGUGCAUUGGGAAGGCUCAGGGGUGUGCAGGUGUGACGUCAUGUACUAUUUUACAUUUACGUUUAUUGAGAGCUUGCCGCCAGGUUGUGCUACUCCUCUGGGGUACUGUAGCCUACUGGUGGCGAGUGGGAAGCCUAGUUUACAUGGGAAAAGUCAGGUGUUUUGCAAGCAGGUACGGCACAUACACGCAUGUGUGUAAACAUUCCUUUUUGUCCAUAGUGGUUUUUUUUUUUUUUUUUCGAUCAGUGUUGACUCUUGCGAAAAGUUAAAACGUUUGACUUCCCCUUUGGUCGCUUGAUAUAUUUUUCUUCUUUGCCCUUGCUGCAUCCACAUGUUUCAGAGUCAGUCCUGUCAUUGCAGUAUCUCAUGUUUUACAUAAAAAAACAUUUUAAACUAGUUCAGUUUAUCAACCUCUGCUGUGCCUUCAGGGUCUGUGCAGUAUCAGAAGUGUUUGCGUAUCUCUCUGGUGUUGUUUCAACACACACAGCGUCUUGUCAAACCAAUCUCCAUUAAAAAAAAAGAAUAGAAGGAAUAUUUUGCAUCAAACUUAUCAUAGCAUUCUAUUUAUGACGUGGCAGAGUAAUGUCAGAAACAGCACUACACAAAUGCAGAUGGUACAAGGCUCCCUAGUUUCAAUCCCAGCCAUACAUACUACUACUCCAUUAGGGACAAACUCAAUGCCAGACUAUACAUUUUGAUGACUAUUCAGAACCUGUGAAAAUAUGAGGGGAGUACUAUUUGCAUUCCUGUCAUACAACCAAACUCUUUGUAGUUCCAGCCAAGCAUGCUCAUUUUUUUGUACUAUAAGCUAUGUUGACAUGUUUGUGUUUUUUAUGUUCCCUGGUGAAUUGCAUUUUUUGUUGUUGGUGCUUUGUUUGUUUUCUUACUGUUUCCCCACAUUUGUGCUCCAUUCAUAUUUUGCACCCCACAAUUGUGUACAGAACUAUUGAUAAAUUAAAAGAAUGUACAUCUUGCA